AAGUUUAAACAAACAAUUUGCACACUGUUUGCGCACUAGUUUGAGUGAAGGAGUUAUUGUAGCGUUAUCAUCAUGCGUUUAUUCGGCUACUGAAUUGCAUUAUCUCUAUUUAGGCUAUAGGUUUACACACAAUGUGAUAUCAGGACCACUCGGUGCCUGUGUAGAAACCCUGGUGAAAUAGAGGCACUGAAGGCGUUAAUUAGUUCACGAGCUCCUGCGCAACACACACACACACACACACACACACACACACACACACACACACACACACUUGUCUAAAUGUAAGAUCCUCAUCAGAUAGCCGGAGGAAGUCGGGAUGACCGUUGCUUCACCGCAAGAUACAUCUCAUUCUUCUGCAUGUUUAACACAUUAACGUUUUUUUCUGUCAGUAAUUGUUUUAACUGUCAGACAUCAGGCGAAUAGAGACUCGCUGUUCUCUCUGAGUUACUUGUGGUUUUCAAACCGCUGGAUCCAUCAUCACGGAUGAGCCUGCAGUAAAAGACCAGCAUGUCAAGCUCCUCUGACACCCUACAGUUUUUUUUCCCCACCCACGGUGACUCCAUCCUGAGCAAAAUCAAUACUCUAAGAGAGGAGCAACGCUUCUGUGAUAUCACGCUCCUCCUUGGGGGUCCGCAAAGCGCCACUGUCCAGCAGCCUCUCCACUUCCACGGUCACAGAGCAGUGCUCGCAGCGUCCUCAGACUUCCUACGUGACCAAUUCCUGCUCAACGAAGGCCGGGCUGAGCUCAGCUUGGGUGUAGUUUCUAGUGUGGAGGUUGGCAAGAGACUUCUCCUGUCCUGCUACACCGGGCUCUUAGAGGUCCCUCUGAGAGAAGUGGUGAGCUACCUGACUGCCGCCAGUGCCCUCCAGAUGAGUCAGGUGGUGGAGAAGUGUGCCCAGGCUGUCUCCCAGUAUUUCAGUCCCACACUGGCUUCCUUGAAACUGGAGAGACACUCAGAGAAGGAAAUCCAGCAGCCUGACAGUGACUGUCCAAAUACCAGCUUCAAAAAUCAGGAGGAAAUGGAUGCAGCCCAGCCCAGCAACAGCAUCCAGAAAGCAAGUUCCAAGGAAGGAGGGGCGGUUAGGAUUCAGUCUAAGUCAAGGUUCAGCCAAGGAGUCAAGGUGGAUGGUCAAGUACUAAGGGAGGUCAGAGAUGAUAGGAUGAUGGUGAUAGCUAAAAUCGAGUUAUCUAAAGAUGCAGAAUCCUGUCUUGGUACCCUGGAGUCAGAGGAAGGUGAAGACAUCCAACCUGUUCACACAAACAAGCCAUCCUAUCAAGUUGCCCUGAGAUGUAAGCUACACCCUCCUGCAGCUGUACGAGAUCAAAUAUCAUCCACAACCAGAGAAGGUUCUGCUCAACACAAAGAAGUGGGGGAAAGUACCCAGAACCAAGAUGAAGAAGCAGAGAAGGAGCAAAGAGAAGAGGAAGAAAUGUUAUUGCUGGCAGCUCCACUGCAAGAAUUUAGAGAGCUGAUGGACUUCAAUCUGUUUCGCCUCUCUGGAGCACAUCUGCCAAAGAGUUAUUGUUCAGGAGAUGAGCUGACAGAAGAUUCAGACAGCUUAUUGGUUCAGAGGCCGUACCUUUGCAGGAGGUGUGACAGAGUCUUCCAGCACCUGGAGAGCUAUGUGGGUCACCUGAAGAAGCACAGAGAGUACUUGUGUUUGGUCUGUGGGAAAGGCUUUUCCCAGAGGAGUAACCUGACCCGCCACAUACGUGUCCACACUGGCGUCAAGCCUUUUCGAUGCCCGCUGUGCCACAAGACAUUUUCCCAGAAGGCCACACUCCAAGACCACCUCAAUCUGCACACAGGGGAUAAGCCCCAUAAAUGUAAAUAUUGUGCUGUGCAUUUUGCACACAAGCCAAGUCUUAGGCGCCACCUGAAGGACAUUCAUGGUAAGAGUAGCCUGCAAAAUAUGCUUGAGGAGGCUGUGCACUGAUG
Sander lucioperca (pikeperch) is the source of this 1940-nucleotide messenger RNA. Its product is annotated as zinc finger and BTB domain-containing protein 6-like. Bases 508 to 1938 code for a protein of 476 amino acids. Gene Ontology annotation, molecular function: RNA polymerase II cis-regulatory region sequence-specific DNA binding; protein binding; DNA-binding transcription factor activity, RNA polymerase II-specific. The record is from RefSeq and is a predicted model, not a curated record. The transcript has 3 exons. Gene Ontology annotation, biological process: regulation of transcription by RNA polymerase II. NCBI's taxonomy places the organism in Eukaryota, Metazoa, Chordata, Actinopteri, Perciformes, Percidae. Gene Ontology annotation, cellular component: nucleus.